Messenger RNA from Colletotrichum karsti, 987 nucleotides. RefSeq lists its product as uncharacterized. NCBI's taxonomy places the organism in Eukaryota, Fungi, Ascomycota, Sordariomycetes, Glomerellales, Glomerellaceae. Gene Ontology annotation, cellular component: membrane. Bases 1 to 987 code for a protein of 328 amino acids. The record is from RefSeq and is a predicted model, not a curated record. Gene Ontology annotation, biological process: lipid metabolic process. Gene Ontology annotation, molecular function: oxidoreductase activity, acting on the CH-CH group of donors. The transcript has 3 exons.
AUGACACUCUUACAAUCCCUGCUCCAUCUCACCAACUUCAAGAGCCCGUUGCUACGAACGCUGGUCCCGUCCGUCUCCGCCGCGUACGCGAUCCAGCUCGCCUUCGCCGUCCCCUCCAUCCUCGCCCAGAAUGAACGCUUCUACGACUUCUCCGGCUCGCUGACCUUCCUCUCCGUCACCGCCCUCAGCCUCUACCUCCCUGCCCUCCGGGCCAAGUUCUCCUCCCCCGCCGGAGCCAACGCCUCGGCCCCGCUCCCGAGCCUGCUCGCACCCUUCACGAACCCGGGCGGCCUAGGAGCUCUGAACUGGAGACAGGUCGCUCUCAGCGGCGCCGUCGUGUUCUGGGCCGUCAGACUGGGAUCGUAUCUCUUCCAGCGCAUUCUGCAGGAUGGAAAGGACUCGCGCUUCGACGAGAUCAAGAAGUCGCCGCCCAAGUUCGCCGGCGCCUUCUUCGCUCAAGCCACCUGGGUCUCCCUCUGCCUGCUCCCCGUCAUCGCCCUGAACUCCGUGCCCGCCACCGCGUUCGCCGCUCUGCCCGCGCUCAAGAUCUCCGAUGCCAUCGGUCUGCUCGUCUACAUUGGCGGAUUCGCCUUCGAGAUCACGGCUGAUCGCCAGAAGAGCCAAUGGAUAAAGGAGAAGAAGCAAAAGGUCCACGACGAGCAGUUCAUGACCCGUGGUCUCUGGACCGUUAGCCAAUACCCCAACUACUUUGGGGAGAUUUCCCUCUGGACCGGCAUUGCCACCGCUUCUGCCGGCAUCCUUGUGACGAGGCCCAUCCAGGCUGCUCUCGGCCUGUCUGGUGUUGCCGCUGGGCCGUUGAUUGCUGCGGGCAUUUCGUACGUAAGCCCGGCGUUCGUCACCUUGCUUCUGACCAAAGUGUCUGGCAUUCCCCUGAGCGAAAAGAAGUAUGACAAGCGCUACGGCGACCGCAAGGACUACCAAGAGUGGAAGAAGAACACUCCCAAGCUGAUCCCCAAGAUCUUCUAA